This is a messenger RNA of Westerdykella ornata, 2699 nucleotides long. Its product is annotated as E1-like protein-activating. The transcript is spliced from 3 exons. Gene Ontology annotation, cellular component: phagophore assembly site; cytoplasm. Lineage: Eukaryota; Fungi; Ascomycota; Dothideomycetes; Pleosporales; Sporormiaceae. The record is from RefSeq and is a predicted model, not a curated record. Gene Ontology annotation, biological process: cellular response to nitrogen starvation; autophagy of mitochondrion; protein modification by small protein conjugation. Gene Ontology annotation, molecular function: Atg12 activating enzyme activity; Atg8 activating enzyme activity. The coding region runs from base 220 to 2346 and encodes 708 amino acids.
CAGCUGCCUUGAGCUCCCCCAUCUGAGACAUGGCUCACCCCCCCAGUUCAAUAUGAUCACGCCCGCACAGUCACUAAGAUCCGAGAACAUCCUAUGACUCCGCACGAAGCCGCCCAUCCGCCGCCUCACGAGUAACUACUGUGUACACCGCGCGCCCGUUCCCCGAGCCCUGCAAACCCCCACACUUCACUCUCCACCAGACAUCACCUCCAUUCAGACAUGGCGACCCUGAAGUUUGCUCCAUGGCAGAGCGACGUCGAUAUUCAGUUCCACGCAGCCCUCGCAUAUAUCAAAAUCAAUCACGACAAGCUAGAUGACUCGGCGCGCAAAGUACUGGGUCUCUAUGAAGUGCGCCCCACCGACCACCCUUCACGAUCCAGUCGCAUGCAGAUCCACCCAAAUGCGCUGACCUCGGACGAUACCCCGACAAACUACCUGCGUGGUGAGGGUAUCAUUAAGAACUGUAAUACUAUGGAAGACUUCAAGAAUCUGGAUCGGACUGCCAUCUUAGAGAGAGCAGGGCGUACAAUAUGGGAGGCAAUACAUGAUGGCUCCAUAUAUGAAUGUCCCUCUCUGCUCUCGUCAUUUACGCUGAUUACUUUUGCGAACCUGAAGAAGUACAAGUUCACAUAUCACUUCGGCUUCCCGGCUAUUCAAUCCGACCCUGCUUGGAAACUUGUGGGCGACUUGGGCCGCCUGGAUACCAAAGAAACUACACAUCUGGUGGACGCCGUCCAAACUUGGCGCUACGGCUCCGACGCUCGACAGAGGGGUUUCUUUCUCGCCAAGCGGGUCCGUGGUGGAGAUGGUGAAGAGCGUCCCAAAACACCAAUCGAGGAGAUCGGGUACAGAUGGGUGGUAGGCCGGCUUGAGUUGUUUGAAAAGGGUUUCUUCGACGAUGUAGAAAAGGAGGACCAGUUUGUGAGCUUCGCCGACCCGUCAACCUACCCAGAGAAUCCUGGCUGGAUGCUCCGUAACCUGCUCAUCCUGAUUCGGCAUCGUUGGCGACUGAACGACGUGCAAAUUCUAUGUUACAGAGACACGCAUCUGCGUCGCGACCAGUCAAAUUCGAUUAUUAUGCAUGUGCAAUCUGAUCCGCUGCCGCAAGCCGAGAUCAAAGCGGGCGAGGCUGCCUCCCGACCUCGCACUCCGAAGAUGCCGAAGGUGACCGGAUGGGAAAGGAACGAUGCGGGCAAGCUUACUUCACGUACAGUGGAUCUUUCCGAAUACAUGGACGACCGAAAGCUCGCCGAUCAAGCCGUCGACCUCAACUUGAAACUCAUCAAAUGGCGGAUAGCCCCGAAUAUCGACCUAGACGUGGUCAAGGAUUGCAAGUGCCUUCUUCUGGGAGCUGGGACGCUUGGUGCGUAUCUAUCCCGAAUGCUGAUGGCCUGGGGAGUCAGAAAGAUUACAUUCGUCGACAACGCGGUAGUCAGCUUCUCAAACCCUGUACGGCAGCCUCUUUUUACGUUCAAGGAUUGUGCCAGUGGCGGGGCAAAGAAGGCCGAGAGAGCGGCAGAAGCGUUACGAGAGAUAUACCCGGGCAUCGAAGCUGAAGGGCACAUGAUGGAGGUGCCUAUGGUGGGCCAUCCCAUUACUGACGAAGCGAAGACACAAGGGGAUUUCAGAAACCUGCAUAAACUGAUCGAUGAACACGACGCCAUAUUCCUCCUCAUGGACACGAGAGAAAGCAGAUGGCUGCCAACAGUGAUGGGCAAGGCGGCUGGCAAGAUUGUCCUAAAUGCUGCACUUGGCUUCGACACCUAUGUCGUCAUGCGGCAUGGUUUGAGGGCGACAGCUGAAGGCGAACAAGAACUAGGCUGUUACUUCUGCAACGACGUCGUCGCCCCUGCAGAUUCCCUGAAGGAUGCGACACUGGACCAGCAGUGCACAGUGACGCGCCCAGGCAUCGCGCCUCUGGCAUCCAGCCUCCUCACCGAGCUUUUUGUAAGCAUCCUCCAACAUCCGCUCAAAGCGCGCUCUCCGGUCACGCCGUCAAACUCCGCCGCAUCACCACCCUCCCCUUCGCACCCAUCACUCCCACCGCAUUUUGUGCAUCCUCUGGGUUCAGUACCGCACACAAUACGCGGGUACCUUAGUAAUUUCUCCAACAUCCAAGUAGAAGGAAAGCCUUAUGACUGCUGCUCUGCAUGCAGCCCUAAGAUUCUCAAACUCUAUGAAGAUGAUCCUUGGGGCUUCGUCAAGAGAGCACUCAAUGAGAAAGGAUGGGUGGAAGAGGUCUCAGGUUUGGCUGAGGUGCAGAGAUUGGCGGACGAGGCGGCCGACCAACUAGAAUGGGAUGAGGAAGGUAGUGUCGAGGAUGAGGGCGAGGGUGAACUGCUAUAGAUCGUUGUUCCUAUUCUCUUCUUAUUUCCUGUCUUUUUAUUUUUAUUUUUAUUUUUAUUUUUUUUAUUUUUUUUUAUUUUUUUUUUUUGCGCUUCGGCUUCGGCCUGGGGUUAUCGGAUGGUUUGUACCGGAGUUUCAUCUUGGGCUCUUAUAUAACAUAGGGUAGGGGUGUAGGCGUCUUGGGAGUUUUCAGACGGGGUGGGAUAUGCGCUCCUGUGGAGGAAUCAUUAUUCCCAAGUUCUGAUUCUCGACGUUUUGGGGAUAUGCCAGUCAACGGUUGUCCGCUUGCUCUAUGGAUGCCGAGCUUAUCAUUGCUUCAAUCCAGGUUAGAUAUGCGUUAAGGUUAACCGGUG